Messenger RNA from Mytilus californianus (California mussel), 688 nucleotides. RefSeq lists its product as uncharacterized. Lineage: Eukaryota; Metazoa; Mollusca; Bivalvia; Mytilida; Mytilidae. The record is from RefSeq and is a predicted model, not a curated record. The transcript is spliced from 5 exons. Bases 56 to 688 code for a protein of 210 amino acids.
AGUGGUGUUUGCUUUAAGAACUUAAAAAGCCAAGCAAUAGCUAAUAUUGUUGAAAAUGGAUGAUACCGAUGGAGAUUUUCCUCUACCUGGAAUAGAGAGCAGUUAUGCUUAUGAAGAUGAAGAUGAAGACAACGAAUACGAUUCAUUUUCAGACAUCGAUCCUUAUUACAGCGAUAAUUCCAACGAUGAAAAGAGUGACACAUCUAUCAUCUAUACAAGAGAAUUACAGAAUUCCGCAAUAACAGAAAUACCUACUAUUAUUCCUGCUAAUCCUGACGGAACUUUAAUACUUCUGGAAGGAAACAAUAUGAGACACUGUGUUGAAUUGGAGCUAUAUUACAAAGAGUAUAUGCGGAGGGAGACAAUAGAACCUUACCAACUACACCAUUUAGUGGUCAGGUUACUUUGGAUACCUGUCAUAGAAGGAAUGUCAACCACUGACGACUAUAGGCGACUAAUUAAAUUAAUAGAAAAUAUCAAAGCAUCAGCUGAUGAGUUAUUGGAAACAAAUACAUUAGAUAACUGCGAAAAGGCUCUCCAUGUGUAUCUUGACUUAAACAUAUCUAUUAUCACUAUGAGGAAGAAUCUGAGUGACCCUGGCAGUAUCGUCGAAUAUAUUAAUAGCAUCUCGAUGCAGAUAGCAAGAUGUUUUAUGUUUAUGAGUUUUUUAGAAAUCGUAAAUAAUUAG